UUUUUUUUUUAAACAUGUAAACCUCAAAUCAUAUGUAUUGGAUAUGUUAGAAAUAAUUUUCAUACAUAGAGUCACAUUAAAUGUGGGAGACCGAUAAAAAAAAAUAAUAAUAUUUAAAGAAUAUUCACUAUAUUGCUUUAAAAAAUAAAACCUAAUUAAAAAUGUGUUUUAAUACACUAAAAAAAACUACAAACCCGUAAUUUAUCCAAAUCUAUCAUUUUUCUUCAAAGUAAAAGGGCCUCUGGAUGCAGCAGACUCCUCCCUAGGUUUAGGGGGGAGUUAUCUAACGGGCUCUAGGACCAUGCUGACUGAAUCCAGUCACAUGAUGUGGGCUUCAGUAGUUUUGCUUUCCCCGUAAACGCUCAAGCAGAAGUAAAAACAUCAAGACAAGUUGACAGACAGAUCUCUUGUAUGGCGUUAUAUUUCUGUCAAUAAUCGUGGCAGCAGACAUGGCUGCUGCUGUUUUUCUUCUCAUAGCAGUGAACCUCGCUUGUGGAAGUAUGGUCUCUGCAAAAAACACUUUUUCCAUUGACUAUAAGAAUAACUGCUUCCUGAAAGACGGGAAGCCCUUUCAGUACAUAUCAGGUAGUAUCCACUACUCCAGGAUUCCACAGUACUACUGGAAAGACCGCCUCAUGAAGAUGUACAUGUCUGGACUCAAUGCCAUUCAAGUAUAUGUCCCCUGGAACUUCCAUGAAGCAGUUCAGGGGGUCCAGGACUUCACCGGAGACCGGGAUCUGGAGUAUUUUUUACAUUUGGCGAACCAGACAGGCCUUUUGGUGAUCCUGCGACCUGGACCGUACAUCUGUGCAGAAUGGGAGAUGGGCGGUUUACCGGCAUGGUUACUUCAGAAGCCGAGCAUCAGACUUCGAUCAGCAGACACAGAUUACAUGCAGGCAGUAAGCACCUGGCUUGCUGUACUCCUCCCUAAAAUGAAACCAUGGCUGUAUAUCAAUGGCGGCAACAUCAUUACAGUCCAGGUUGAGAACGAAUAUGGAAGCUACUAUGCUUGUGACUACAACUACAUGCGUCACCUGCGGACUCUGUUCCGCUCCUUCCUGGGCGAGGAUGUGGUGCUGUUUACCACUGAUGGAAACACAGACAAGGAAAUGAUUUGUGGGACUCUGGAAGGACUUUAUGCUACCAUAGAUUUUGGAACAGACACCAGAGUGACGGAAGCCUUCAAACGGCAGAGACGCUUUGAGCCUCACGGACCUUUGGUUAACUCUGAGUUUUACACGGGCUGGUUGGAUCACUGGGGAGAUCAGCACGCCAUGGUUGAUGCUCAGAAGGUCACCAAAGUUCUUGGAGAAAUGCUAACUAUGGGGGCCAACGUCAACAUGUAUAUGUUUGAAGGAGGAACUAACUUUGGUUACUGGAAUGGUGCCGAUCAUGACUCCAGGUUCCGCUCGGUCGUCACAAGUUAUGAUUACGACGCCCCGCUGACUGAAGCAGGAGACCCCACAGAGAAGCUGUUGGCCAUCAGAGAUGUCAUCACGCAGUUUGGAGAGGUUCCUUCUGGGCCCAUGCCACCAGCAACCCCCAAAUUUGCCUAUGGAUUUGUAACCCUAAAAAAGGUUGGAAAUGUCAGCAGUUUGUUGGACUUAAUCUCUCCUCUGGGGCCCGUUAAGUCACAUUAUCCACUGACAUUUGAAGAGAUGAAACAGUACUAUGGAUACAUGCUGUAUCGGACCACACUGCCCAGGGACCUCACUGAGCCCACGCCACUUAUAUCUCCACUGAAUGGGGUUCAUGACCGUGCCUAUGUGUCUGUCAAUGGGACUUUUCAGGGUCUUUUGGAGAGAGAUACGACGCUGGUGAUGAAUGUCACGGGAAAGCAGGAGGACAUGUUGGACAUCCUAGUUGAAAAUAUGGGAAGGGUCAACUUUGGCAGCAAGAUCAAUGACCACAAGGGCCUCCUGAGUGACUUGAUCUUGGGAAAAGACAUUCUGACCGACUGGCAGAUCUACCCUUUGGACAUUGAUGGAGCUAUUGUUAGAGGAUGGCCUCAUUCGGUCCAUCAGAAGACGCCCAGUCAGAUGAAAACUGACGCUGGACCAGCCUUCUAUUAUGGGACCUUACCACCAAACGGCCUGGCCUGGGACUCCUUUCUCAAGCUUAAAGGAUGGACGAAGGGUCAGGUUUGGAUUAAUGGUGUGAAUUUAGGACGGUACUGGUCAGCUAGAGGCCCCCAGCAGACGCUGUACGUUCCAGGGCCGCUGCUCAGGAGCAGUCUGCCCAACAACAUCACCGUGCUGGAGCUGGAAGGAGCCCCGGCACACCUGCAAGUUCUCUUUAUGGACCGGCCUCAGCUCAGCACCACUGUUGGAAAGUCUUGACAAAGUUGAUGUGUUUCUGCAUCGAAGAACUUGUUUACAGAAACAUGGAUUUGUUUCAUCCAGAUGUUUGGAACAGAAAGGUGGAGAGCAGUGCAAGAUCUGGUAGAAGAAUUGGCAAAAGCUGGGCUAAAUGUGGAAACAAGGGCACCAUACGGGAACACCUCCCACUAACUUCUGUGACCACAGGAUGAUUCACCAGAGAGCACCGAUGUUUGGAGGCUCCAAAACACAACCAGAAUCCUGUUUUUGAAAAAAAUCCUUUCAUACUACAGCAUCAUAUUAUGACAAACUUUCAAUCAAAACAAUUCUUACGUUUUUUUUAAAUUUUUUGUUAAACAACACCAGUUCUUAAAUUAAGAUUUUUAUUUUUAUUGCUGAAUAAGCUUUUUUGUAAGAGCACCUUAUUAGUGCACUUAACUAUUUUUUCAUGAAUUUCACAUUUAUUUAAUUAAAUGUUCAUUUAUUUUCCUGUCCAGCCACUUUCAAGUUACCUUUUCAACAUAAUUAUAUUAUUUUUUUCCUCUUUUUAUACAGUUAAAAAUGUAAAAAUACCAGUCUGAGCACCAUGGACUUAUUGAAAGGGUUUCUCGGGGAAGACAGCUUUUGGUGCUAGCUCUUUCCUGGAGGAACGUUUGCUUUUCGAUGGGCUUGCAGACAGCGCGGAGUGCAGAAUGCAAACUCUUGGUAGUGAAAUGGGACCUUUCCGAGCAAGGAUUCGCCACACGACCAGCACCUUCUGUUUAUGGGAACAAAGAUGACCCAAAUAAAGAAAACAUUUCCAGAGGCA
Messenger RNA from Oryzias melastigma (Indian medaka), 3126 nucleotides. It is a transcript of the gene glb1l, whose product is annotated as galactosidase, beta 1-like. The coding region runs from base 450 to 2339 and encodes 629 amino acids. Gene Ontology annotation, biological process: carbohydrate metabolic process. The record is from RefSeq and is a predicted model, not a curated record. The transcript is spliced from 16 exons. Gene Ontology annotation, cellular component: vacuole. Lineage: Eukaryota; Metazoa; Chordata; Actinopteri; Beloniformes; Adrianichthyidae. Gene Ontology annotation, molecular function: beta-galactosidase activity.